AUGAACAAAGUUUUGAAAUCUCAUAAACACAACAUCUCCGAUAUAAAUGAACUUCAAGCUACAUUAGACAGUAAAGCCGACAAGAACCAUACACAUAAAUUCUUCACUACUGUUAGAGCAGACGACAUAAUAUUGAACUAUACCCUUGGUUCAAGUGCACCUUUAGAGAAUCCAAGUACAAGCGUAAAAGAUACACUAAACUCCUUAAAUAGUAAAUGUAUGAACAUUGAAGGUCAUGCCAGAAACUUUGAAACCCAUGAACUACCAGCAAUGUUAGACAGUAAAGCUGACAAGAACCAUACACAUACAAGUUUUACAACUGUUGCUAUAGAAAGUAUUGAAGGAACGGUUGAAGAAACUGGUGGGGAUGCAUUAUAUUGUAAACCUCCUAACUUUCCACAAGGUUUAACAUCGGAUGACGACAUAACGACGAUGAGAAACAUUAGAUGUAAAGAUGUUUAUGUCAUGAAGGAUGAAUAUAAUAUUAAAUUCACUGCUCAAGAUUUAUAUGACAAGAAGGCUGACAAAACAGAGCUUCAAACAUUAAAGACUGAAAUACUUCAAACAUUAUAUCCUGCAGGCUCUAUUUAUACGUCAAUGAACUCAAUAAAUCCAGCAACAGUUCUGGGUUUCGGUACGUGGGAGCAGAUUGUAGAUAAAUUCUUAUACUGUGCGAACUCUUCAAAGCAAACAGGUGGUUCGAAGAAAAUUAAAGAAGCAAACCUUCCACCGCACACUCAUACAGGAACUACAAACACAACAGGUAGUCAUUCACAUUCAAUAACAAAAAGAGGUUAUACAAAUCUUGCAGCAGGUUCGGAUAGACAGGGAAUGCAUAGAUAUGAUAUUUCAAGUGACCCAGUAGAUUCAAGCACA
Molecule: messenger RNA, 876 nt
Organism: Trichomonas vaginalis G3
Lineage: Eukaryota; Parabasalia; Trichomonadida; Trichomonadidae
Product: keratin-associated protein family
Exons: 1
Source: RefSeq, a predicted model, not a curated record